Molecule: messenger RNA, 1035 nt
Organism: Knipowitschia caucasica
Lineage: Eukaryota; Metazoa; Chordata; Actinopteri; Gobiiformes; Gobiidae
Source: the annotation of a GenBank genome assembly
AUGUCAGAGAACUUGACCGACCAGCUGGACCGUGAUCUGGCGAGGUGCCGGUGGUUCAGCAUUCAGUGUGACGAGUCGGUGGACAGCAGCAGUACGGCACAGCUGAUGGUCUUUAUCCGGAUGGCGUUUGAGGAAUUCUCCACAAAAGAAGAACUUCUGACACUACUGCCCCUGGAGACAACAACGAUGGGAAUUGACAUUUAUAACGCAGUGAAGGAGUUUUUGGUGGAAAAAAAGUUCUUCUGGGAAAAGAACAGCCAAAAGAGGAUCAUCCAGUCUCUGCGCUCGGACAGCGGUCGCCUCAUCACGGACUCUGCCGAGGUCGGGAGCUUUGCCACACGCUCUGUCAUCGGAGGCCGGUUUGGGGAUGGUCUGCCUCAGGUCAGUGACGAGGAGCAUAAGAAACUGGAGGCCCCACUGAGUCUGGCUGAACUGAGCUCUGCUGUGGGGAGUUUAAAGCCAGGUGUUUGUGGGGGGCUGAGGUACUCCAGCUGCAGCAGGAUGAGAGGGCAGCUGCUCAGCUUCCUCGUUGGACAGGCAAAGAUGGCAGUCUAUGUGGGCAGGAGGAGGAGGGUCCCGGACCAGAGUGAGGUCAGUCCCAGGGCUCUGCUGGUCCGGAUGGUUCAGGCCAGACUCAGGCUGGAGUUUGGAGUCUACAGGCUAAAUGGGGAUCAGGAGGGUUUUGAGGAGCGCCACCACGACUCCGUAAAGCUCAUCAAGUUCGCGGACGAUACCACCCUCAUUGGACUCAUCUGCAACAACGAUGAGUCCGCCUACAGGAGGGAGGUGGACCGGCUGGUGUCCUGGUGCAGUGGUAACAACCUGGAGCUGAACGCCCAGAAGACAGUGGAGAUGAUUGUGGACUUCAGGAAGAGCACUGUCCCCCCGCCCCCACCCUCCGUGAUGGACUCCCCCAUCACCUCUGUGGAGUCCUUCCGUUUCCUGGGCACCACCAUCACCCAGGACCUCAAGCGGGAGCCGACCAUCAGCUCCCUCAUCAAGAAGGCCCAGCAGAGGAUGUACUUCCUGCGGUAG